AUGCCUUUUGGAAGCACUAGCAAGCUAGCACUCUGCACUCGAGUAUCCUAUGAAGAGCGUGAAAAGAAGUGCAGACAAUUCAUUAAAGAUAAAAAUGCUGACAGAAGUGAACAAGUACCCCCUGAGCCCCCUUUGGAACCAUUUACUAGAUCUUCGUACAAUAUUGAUUUGUUAAAGAAUUAUGUUAUUUAUCGCUCUCUUACCGGAAUAGGUAGAGUUGAAGACAAGAUUCAGCUUGGUACAAUGAUUAGAGAAUUCACACAUUUAGUUGGUCUCGAAGCGUCAAUUUCUGGCAGCAUCACUUUCGAAUUUCAAGUGGUAGCCGUUUUGUUGAUCGUUCUUUAUUCCGGUGCAAGACCUUCAAGUCUAUCUAACUCUGUCAAGCAUGAUGAUGCAAACAUGUACAGAUCUGGAGACAAGGAAGAGAUGAACGUGGCUACAAAAUCAACGUGGUCAUUCAAUUGCCGCAUCUUAAAGGUCAAGGCAAGUACUUUUCCGAAAGCAAUCGAACAUUCAAAAAAAACCUUCACUUCGGCUGUCGCUGAUGGGGUUGAUUACGAACAGUGGUACCAGGGUAAUCUAUCUUUACUUGAACUCGAAGAGGAUAGGUCAGAGGAACCUGUUUUUAUAAACAGUUUGUUCAGCGAAAAGGUCUCCCCUUGGACGAGUGACAGUGUCGAGCACACCACAUCCCGAAGAAUAGCCAAUUCUGGUCUCCACAGUGAAGUAGUUCAAGGCCAUACCAUUGAUCCACUUUUAAACCCUGCGAUGUUCCAUAUUAAGGAUAUUAGCCGUUGCAAAUUAACAGAUGGAGAGAUGCGUGAAGGUGUCGAUGGCGAUGAAAGGGUGACAGAUCUUUUUAAUACAAGAACCGAGUUUAUCAAAGAGUUGAACAAAAAUAAUUGCAGUAACAACUUUAAAUAUCAGCAUUCAUUUGAUGUGCAGUUCCAAUUAAAUUCUCGGUGGGCAUGA
This is a messenger RNA of Mucor mucedo, 972 nucleotides long. RefSeq lists its product as uncharacterized. The coding region runs from base 1 to 972 and encodes 323 amino acids. The record is from RefSeq and is a predicted model, not a curated record. The transcript has 8 exons. NCBI's taxonomy places the organism in Eukaryota, Fungi, Mucoromycota, Mucoromycetes, Mucorales, Mucoraceae.